Molecule: messenger RNA, 2031 nt
Organism: Acanthosepion pharaonis
Lineage: Eukaryota; Metazoa; Mollusca; Cephalopoda; Sepiida; Sepiidae
Source: the annotation of a GenBank genome assembly
AUGAAUCUAUGUAUACCAAUAUCUGUUGUAAAUUCCAUUAUAAACACGUUUUAUUUUGGGGUUCGUCUUUCUCCUCUUUACCGGUCGAUAUCGCCACGGACUCUUUCCUACUUUCCGACACCCCUAACUCCAAAAUUACUCCACAUUGAAGUCUGUCCAAAGGUUUAUUCCCGUCAUCUGAUCAAUACAUCGAUUUAUCUAUCUCUACCCCUUCCCCUUGAUGACAUGAGAUAUCUAUCUCGUCUCUCUUUCUCUGUGUUUAUUUAUAUUAUUAUUGAUAUUAUUAUUAUUAUUAUACUCUCGCCUUUGUCUUCUUCUUCUUCUUUUUCUUCUUCUUCUCUCACUUUUCUUUUUCUUCUUCUUCUUUCUCGCAUCUAUUCUUCUUUUUCUUCUUCUUCUCUCCCACUUCUUCUUCUUCUUCUUUCCCGCUUUUAUUCUUCUUUUUCUUCUUCUUCUCUCGCCCUAUUCUUCUUUCCUCCUUUUCUUCUUCUUUUUCUUCUUCUUCUUUCCCCCCGUUUAUUCUUCUUCUUCUUCUCUCGCCCUAUUCUUCUUCUUCUUCUUCUUCUUCUUUCCACUUUUCUUCUUCUUCUUCUUCUUCUUCUUCUUCUUCUUCUUCUUUCAACUUUACUUCUUCUUCUCCUUCUUCUUCUUCUUCUUUUCUCCCGCUUCUUCUUCUUUCCACUUUUAUUCUUCUUUUACUUCUUCUUCUCUCCCUCUUCUUCUCCUCUUUCUUUCCCUCUUUUAUUCUUCUUUUUCUUCUUCUUCUCUCCCUCUUUUUCUUCUUCUUCUUUCCCGCUUUUAUUCUUCUUUUUCUUCUUCUCUCCCUCUUCUUCUUCUUUCCCGCUUUUAUUCUUCUUCUUCUUCUUCUUUCCCGCUUUUAUUCUUCUUUUUCUUCUCCUUCUCUCACCUCUUUCUUCUAUUGAUAUAAGGAGAUGCUACUUUCUUUCGUUUCUCAUAAUUGAUAGGAAAUUAUUUAUUUAUCUAUCUAUUGACACUUUGAAGCAGCACAUAGCAGAAGAAGAAAAUGAUGAUGAUGAUGAUGAUGAAGAAGAUGAUGAUGAUGGUGAAGAAGAAGAAGAUGAUGAUGAUGAUGAAGAAGAAGAAGAAGAUGAUGAUGAAGAAGAAGAAGAUGAUGAUGAUGAAGAAGUAGAAGAUGAUGAUGUAGAAGAAGAAGAAGAUGAAGAAGAAGAAGAAGAUGAUGAUGAAGAAGAUGAUGAUGAUGAUGAUGAAGAAGAAGAUGAAGAAGAAGAAGAAGAUGAUGAUGAUGAAGAUGAUGAUGAUGAAGAAGAAGUAGAAGAAGAAGAUGAUGAUGAUGAUAUAGAAGAAGUAGAAGAUGAUGAUGAUGAAGAAGAAGAUGAUGAUGAUCAUGAAGAAGAUGAUGAUGAUCGUGAAGAAGAUGAUGAUGAUGAUGAAAAAGAAGAAGAUGAUGAUGAUGAUGAAGAAGAAGAAGAAGAAGAAGACGAUGAAGAAGAAGAAAAAGGAGGAGGAGGAGGAGGAAAGCCGCACAUAAUCUUUUUCUUUGUUACUUUCUUCAUUUUCUUAUUUCGUUUUGAAACGUUCUUUCUUCACUCGUUUCUUCCUUCCUUAAAUUCUUUUCAUUUUCUUCUUUAUUUUUCAUUCGUUUUUUUAAAGAGAUUUCUUUCUUAUUUUAUUUAUUUAAAUGCUUUUAUUCCUUUUGAACAUAUUUUUCUUUCUUUCUUUCUUUCUUUCUUUCUUUCUUUCUUUCUUUCUUUCUUUUCUUUCAUUUUUUAUUCUUUCUUUUUUUUUAUUCUUUCUUUUUUUUUUCUUUCUUUCGUUUUUUUCUUUCUUUCUUUCAUGAAGAGAUUUCUUUUUUCUUUCUUUUUUUUUCUUUAUUUAAAUUUUUUUUUUUAUCUUUUUUUUUCUUUUUCGAAGGCUUUUAUUCUUUCUUUCUUUCUUUCAUUUUUUUUCUUUUUUCUUUUCUUUCUUUUCUUUCGCUUUUUAUUCUUUCUUUUCUUUCUUUCUUUCGUGACAUUCUUUCUUUCUUUCUUUCUUUCUUUCUUUCUUUCGUGA